GAGCAGAGACGAGGCCGAGCACGCCUCCAACCGCAAUAGAAGUAAACACGCGCGAACACGAGUACGAGCACGAGUUCUCCCCCUCCGCCACCCAGUGUGCAUCGCGCCGCCGUCGCGGCCGCCUCGCUCCCCCGCGUCCAUGGCGUCCGUGUCCACGGCGCCGCGCGCGCCGCUCCCCGCGGCCGCGUCCUCCUCGUCCUCCGCGCGGCAGCUGGAUCCGAACCCUAGCGGCAACCGGUUCCUCGCCGCGCGGCGCCUCCGCGCCGUCCGGCGCCUCGCCGGCGCGGCCCCGUCGCGGCGCGCGCCGGCGGUCCGGUGCUCCGCGCGUAGCCCCGAAGCGGACUCCGGCGGUGAGCGGCGCCGGCGGGGUUGGGACGCGAUGCUCCACGACGCCUUCCAGGGCGCCGUGCGGCGGUGGAGCGAGUACGUCCGCAAUUACUGGCCCCCGCCGCCCGCUGUGAAGGAGGCGGGUAAGGGGAAGAGGGCCGGGAGUUCUCACGAAGGGGAGGCGAUGAGUGGGGAUGAGGAGGAAGAGGGGAAGUGGAGCUGGGAGAUGUGGAAGCGUCACUUUGCUCUCAUUGAGGAGAGCGAGCGCCUCGUUGAUGAGCUACAGCUUCAACUCCGAGCUGCUGUUUGUAGAGAAGACUACAGGAGUGCUCAUAAACUGAAGCUGGCUAUUGCGGCUACGGCAAAAAACGACACAGUUGGCAGAGCUAUCUCUGACUUAAAUAGGGCCAUAGAAGAGGAGCGCUACAGGGAUGCAACAUAUAUCAGAGAUCAUGCUGGUGCAGGACUGCUGGGGUGGUGGUCUGGAAUUUCUGGAAAUUUGUCUGACCCAUAUGGUCUUAUAAUUCGUAUAAGUGCUGAACAUGGUCGAUAUGUGGCAAGAAGUUAUGAGACAAGACAGCUGGCUUCAGAUGGCCCUGGUUUCCCUAUAUUUGAAAUAUUCUUUGCAGAGGAAGAUGGAGGAUACAAACUGCAGGCAGUGCAUCUGAAACCAGAUGAUAGUGGCUCUGACCAAUUGCCAAACAUGUUAAGAGAGAAACUUGGCAUCGACAGUAUAAACAUAUCUAGCAGUUCAGUAGGGUCUAAGCAUGAAGAAUUUGAUGGAAAUAUAAACAUGGAUGAUCAAGAUACUGAUGAUAGUAAUAUUACGGCCGGUGGCCCAGCUGGUUUGAAAAACUUGUCAAGCGAUUCAACUGCAGUUCCCAGGAUUAAAAUCUUGAAAGUGGUACCCAUGGAAAAUGUCAACCAAGACUACAUAAUCAAUAUUUUUGAUCAAAUUUCAGAGGAAGAUGAUGACCAUGAUGAUCCUGAGAUCGAAAAUGAAUCUUCACAUGAUAUUGGUGAUGAAGAUAACAAUGUAGGAGCAGAAACAGUUUCUGCAGAAGAGAAUGGUGAUGAAUCCAGUGAUGAAAAUGAUAUCGAAGCCUUGAUUUCAAUUGAUUUUGUUAGUGAGGAUAACAAUGAUUAUGCUUCUCAUUCAUCAGCUGAAGCUUUUGAACGAAUGCCUGCUAGAUUAGAGAAAACAGACCGCUUCUCAUUUUCCUUCUAUACUGAACAAUACAGUAAAAAACUAGAUGCUGGAAAAGCCCAGGAGACUUUGAAGAAAACAGUUGGUUCGCAUACUGAUCAGCAGGAUGAUGAUGGUUUUGUCCAGCUUGAUCGUAUAAAGUUGAGUGGCAGCAACAAGAAACUAUCGAUACUGCAACUUGGCAUCAAACAACAUGAUAACAAGGCUCAGCAAAAACUGCAUGGAGUUACCCACUUCAGCCGUAUUCAGACACCUAUCUCUUCAGAUCCUCUUAAUGGCUUGUACUUGACUGCAUCAGGAUUUGACUCAGAAAUUCUUAGUUUGCAACGAAAAUUUGGUCAAUGGCGGGAAGAUAAUUCGUCUGAGGAGCAUAGUGACCUACUGUUCUAUGAGUAUGUUGAAGCUGUAAAAUUAACAGGGGACAAUCUUGUGCCAGCGGGUCAGGUUGUGUUCCGUGCAAAAGUUGGUGAGCGCUAUCAGCUUCCUCAUAAGGGAAUCAUCCCUAGAGAACUUGGAGUGGUUGCUAGGUACAAGGGGCAAAGGAAAAUUGCAGAUCCUGGUUUCCAAAACCCUCGAUGGGUUGAUGGGGAGCUUUUGAUACUAGACGGAAAGUUCAUCAGAGAUGGUCCUGUGAUAGCUUUCUUUUACUGGACAUCAAAUUUUCAUCUUUUCGAAUUCUUUAGGCGGUUGAGGCUUCCUGACUAGUUCCCUAUUAAAGGUAGUAAUUGAAGCAGGUCAUUCCCGAUCUCACCAUGAUGUUGUACAUAGUUGCCCUUCGGCGCCAACUGGAGUCCCUCCUUGCCUGUACAUUCCCUGAAUACAGGUUUUGAUGUGGAGAAUAUGGCGCUGGAUGUUGCGCGAGUUUAUAUGUGGCUUCUCUAUCCACUCAGAAAACUUGCCGUAAGGGUGAAAAACAGCGCACGACAAGAGAAAUAGAGAAUAGCAUACUGCCAACAUGGGUGAGCCGUGAGCCGUGGCUCAUUCCAUUUCUGCUCUGCUCGUCCACCUGGCCAAUGUAUUUCUCAGUACAAGUAGAAUUAGCUCUGAGUAAGGUAAAAGUUAUGCAGCCACAAAGGUAAAGUUAUGUAGCUGCAAAUAAUCCAAGGUUUUGGGCGCAUCUCGGUAUGUGAAAUAGCAACGGCUUUUUGCAGUGUGAUCGAAUAAUCGAGCUAUGAUUAGCAGUGCCCACCUUGGCUGUACAUGUAUUUCAAAUUUUCAACCGGCAGCAGAGGCGUGGACUGAUGCGCGUAUGCAGCUCAACCCAGACUUGUUAAUAUAUUGAAGUUUGUUUAACAUUGUCCUUUUCC
Molecule: messenger RNA, 2841 nt
Organism: Setaria italica (foxtail millet)
Lineage: Eukaryota; Viridiplantae; Streptophyta; Magnoliopsida; Poales; Poaceae
Product: protein EXECUTER 1, chloroplastic
Exons: 12
Coding region: 140-2239 (699 amino acids)
Biological process (GO): singlet oxygen-mediated programmed cell death; response to singlet oxygen
Cellular component (GO): thylakoid membrane
Source: RefSeq, a predicted model, not a curated record